Striga asiatica is the source of this 435-nucleotide messenger RNA. Lineage: Eukaryota; Viridiplantae; Streptophyta; Magnoliopsida; Lamiales; Orobanchaceae. The record is from the annotation of a GenBank genome assembly.
AUGCCUCGUCGGCGACCCCGAACGGUCGGCGAACAACCAGCCGAACCACCACUCGGAGCACCCCCCCCAGGAGUACCACCCCAAAACAUCCCCCAACACCAAACCGGACAGAGGCAGCCCAUCACCGAGCAAUCGACCACCUCGCCGUCGAAUCUACCACUCCAACACCAGGAGGCGAACUCCCCCGCCGGUGCUCGCCAUCCACCAUCGGAACCGCCGCUGCACCGCUGUUGGACCACCUCCGUAUGCCGCCUCCAACACUCUGAUUACUGCUCCAAUCAACCCGACGUCUGCCCUCCACCUCUAGUUAGAUCCGCGUCAAAAACAGAAAUUCUACAAUCCAAAUCACCGCCGAGCACAUCCGACUUCGAGCGUUUGGAGGCCGAAAUUUGGCAGCCCACGAAGGAACUCACCGACGCCGAUGAGCUUGAAUAA